Klebsormidium nitens is the source of this 1840-nucleotide messenger RNA. NCBI's taxonomy places the organism in Eukaryota, Viridiplantae, Streptophyta, Klebsormidiophyceae, Klebsormidiales, Klebsormidiaceae. The record is from the annotation of a GenBank genome assembly.
CUGCAGAGCUUACGUGUACUGCCUAUCUCUACUGAAACUGAGCACUGCAUUUGUUGCUAGCGCCUAGAAUCUAUUCCAGAGAUCAGGAGAACGCAUUGGGAGGGGAAUCGCGAAGGUUUUCAAAGAAGGAGAGAUCGCCCUGCAAACAUGGCGCUGAAACUCUACGGGUCGGUGCCUAACGCCAAUGUUUUCAAGGCCCUGAUUGCGGCCGAGUAUGUUGGGGAGUCAAUCGAGUCUGUGCCCGUCGAACUUGGGACACAGAACAAGACGCCAGAGUUCCUCAAGUUGAACCCGGCUGGAAAGGUACCAGUGCUUGUGACACCGCAAGGCCCUAUCUUUGAGAGCAAUGCAAUCGCCAAGUAUGUUUCAAAACUGAGGCCGGCGGUCGAGCUGUACCCUGCCAAGCUGCAAGAUCAGGCUCUUGUGGACCAGUGGGUUGACUUCUCCCAGAAUGAGAUCAGGGGUUACGUCCAGGAAUGGGUGUCCAUGAGGGCAGGCAGGAUGCCCUAUGACAAGACCAGGGAAGGUGCCGUCAAGGGCAAGGCCAUGGAGGGGCUCAAAACGCUCAACAACUACCUCGCAUCCCGCACAUACCUGGUCGGCAACAAGGUGACGGUUGCUGACAUCAUCGUGGCGUGCAACCUGCUUGGUGGCAUCCAGAACGUCCUCACCUCGGGUUUCCUCAAACCCUUCCCCCACGUAACCCGCUACUUCUGGACCCAGGUCAACCAACCAGAGUUCAAGAAGGUAAUCGGUGAGGUCACUCAGGCCGCCAAGGAGAUGCCCGUCUCCGAGAAGCCCGCGGCCGCCCCCAAGGCAGAGAAGAAGAAGGAGGAGCCCAAGCCGAAGAAGGAGGCCGCCCCCGCCCCCGCUGCCGAUGAGGACGAUGAACCCAAGCCUGCGCCUAAGCCCAAGAACCCCCUAGACCUGCUCCCCCCCUCCCCCAUGGUCAUGGACGACUGGAAGCGGUUGUACUCCAACACGAAAGUCAAGGACUUCAGAGAGGUGGCCAUCAAAGGUUUCUGGGCCAGCUACGACCCCGCGGGCUACUCCCUCUGGUUCUGCGAGUACAAGUACACGGAGGAGAACACCGCGUCGUUCAUGACGAUGAACAAGGUCUCCGGUUUCCUGCAACGCAUGGACUUUGUGCGGAAGCACGCAUUCGCCAAGAUGGCCAUUCUGGAGGAGAAGGCGGGCGGGCCGUUCCACAUCAGCGGGGUGUGGCUCUUCCGGGGGACCGAGAUCCCCAAGCAGGUCCUCGACGAGUCGUACGAUAUGGAGCUCUACGACUGGGCCAAGGUCGACGUCAACGACUCUGAGCAGAAGGAGCGGGUGAACGACCUCCUGGAGGAGCCCGACACGAUCGACGGGAAGACGGUGGUCGAGGUCAAGUGCUUCAAGUAAACCGGCUGCCACAGCGAGUUCUGCGCGAGUCUUGAAGAAUACACGGAGUAAGCCCGACAGCUUAUGGUGCUGUCGAUUGGAGGAGUUUUGACGAUAGGAACACUGUAGCCGAGCGUGCGUUUCUGCCUUUCUGCCUGGUCCUCUUCGAUUGACAGCCAGAAAGGCUGUCUUGUCAACCAAGGACGAGCACUUGAAUGAUGCGAACACAGGAGUCCUUGGUGCUUCCAGGAAAAUCUGGUACGUCAUGGCACCUCUGUGGCAUGUAAGUGAGAAUCCGUCGUUUGAGUGCACAACAGACCCGCUGGGGUCAGAUGCUGGCCCGAUAGCCAUGCCAGCGCGCGCUUGAUUGCGAUCCCAGGAUUGCAGUGGGUACUGACAGUAUUCCAUGGGUCCGCUGUAAAGAUCCGCUGUAAAUUGCAUGAUCUAGCACUGCGAG